UCGGUCUUCAAAUUUUCUCUAUAAAGUUCAGAAAAUAAAUAGUUAAUAAAGAAAUUAAGGAAAGUGUUGAAAUAUAAUAAAUAAAUUAUCUUGAAUUGACAAUUCUCAAAAAAAACAUUAAAAUGUCCGAGAAAAACGAAAAUGGAAACAACGAUUACAGUGAUGAGCCCAUCAGCGAGCCUGAGCAAUUGCGUAAGUUGUUUAUUGGCGGCUUAGAUUACCGCACUACUGACGAGGGUUUAAAAGCCCAUUUUGAGAAGUGGGGUAACAUUGUUGAUGUCGUCGUCAUGAAAGAUCCCAAGACAAAGCGUUCUCGAGGUUUUGGCUUUAUCACAUAUUCACAGUCGUAUAUGAUUGAUAAUGCCCAAAAUGCUCGUCCUCACAAGAUUGACGGUCGAACUGUAGAACCUAAACGUGCUGUACCACGUCAGGAGAUUGAUAAUCCUAAUGCCGGAGCCACAGUUAAGAAACUGUUUGUUGGCGGACUUCGCGACGAUCAUGACGAGGAAUGCAUACGCGAAUACUUCAAGGACUUUGGUAACAUUUUGGGUAUUAACAUUGUUUCUGACAAAGAAACUGGCAAAAAGCGUGGUUUCGCUUUUGUUGAAUUUGAUGAUUAUGAUCCCGUUGACAAAAUUAUUCUGCAAAAGAGCCAUACCAUCAAAAAUAAGACUUUGGAUGUGAAAAAAGCCAUAGCCAAACAGGAUAUUGAUGGCGGUCGUGGUGGCGGCGGACGCGGAGGUGGCGGUGGUGGUGGUCGUGGUGGUGGCCGUAAUGACCGUGGUAACCAAGGUGGUGGCGGUUGGGGUGGCAAUCGCCAAAACGGUGGCAAUUGGGGCGGAAAUAAUUUUGGCAACAAUGGUAACUUUGGAAGCGGCGGCCAAGGUGGUGGACCUGGAGGUUGGAAUAGUCAACCAGCUGGAGGUCCUUGGAACAGUGGUGGUGGAAAUGACGGCGGAUGGAACAAUGGUGGUGGAUUUGGCGGUUCUCAACCCAAUGGUGGCAGUAGUGGUGGCGGUGGAGGUUGGGGUAGUAAUAGCGGCAGCGGUGGUGGUGGUAGCGGCAGUUUCGGCAAUGACUACCAACAAAGUUAUGGUGGUGGCCCUCAACGUAGUAAUUUCGGCAAUAACCGCCCUGCACCAUAUGGUUUUAAUAAGGGAGGUAACCAAGGUGGUGGUGGUGCUCAAGGUGGUGGAUUCGGUGGUAAUAAUUACAACAGUGGUGGUGGCCCCGGUGGCGGUAACAUCGGUGGCGGUGGUGGUGGCGGUAACAGAAGAUAUUAAAUAUAAGACUGACAAUGUAUCUAUCCUCCUGUGAUUGAAUCUUUCCUACUAUACCACAGACUAAUAUAAAUGAGUACACGAUGUCUUGGAAAUGGCUCAUGAGGAUUGUAGAGCCCAUCUGUAAUGGUAAGUUUAUUAUUUAAACAUAAAUAUUUAAGAUUUAAUCUCUUUUCAGACUUAUAUUUUAUACAAUAUAUUUUAAAAUAGUACAUUAAUAAAUUCAUGAAAUAAAAUUAAAA
Molecule: messenger RNA, 1522 nt
Organism: Calliphora vicina (urban bluebottle blowfly)
Lineage: Eukaryota; Metazoa; Arthropoda; Insecta; Diptera; Calliphoridae
Product: heterogeneous nuclear ribonucleoprotein 87F-like
Exons: 4
Coding region: 123-1283 (386 amino acids)
Biological process (GO): mRNA splicing, via spliceosome
Cellular component (GO): catalytic step 2 spliceosome
Molecular function (GO): mRNA 3'-UTR binding
Source: RefSeq, a predicted model, not a curated record